AAACACUAAAUAAUAAACUAAAGAAAAAGUAUUAGUCAAGGCCUCGGACGAAAUGUCACAAUGUCGAGUUAUCCUCGGCGUUCGAACUUAAUAGAAGGUGUGGGAAAUGAGGUUCUUUUUGGAUUCGUAACAUUCACUAGUAGUUUGGUAGGGAUUCUGUUUUACCUUAACCAUAGGUAAUAUUUUAUUAUUUUUGCUUUAAAAUAUUACAAAAUUCUAGUCUAUUACUUAACUUUUAUUUAAUUAAAAUUUUUAUUUAGUUCAACUUUUUAUCAUUUUUAUGCAUUCAUAAUAUAAUAAUAUAUUAAUAUAUUAUUUAAAAUAUAUGACCUGAUGUAUUCGGGAUAAUAACCUUUUAUAAUGACUAAUAAUGGCCAUAAUGGUAGGCAUAUUGGGAAAAUUUCUACCUGCUAUUGCGAAACCAAAAGUCAAAGCUUAUCACAAUUCCUUAUUUUAAAAAGUUUAAAAAAGAAGUAUCUAUGUAAUGAUGUUUAAACUUUUCUAACAUUAAGUUUUGAGAAGUAUUUUUCUGCUAUAUAUUAUACGCCUACUCGACACCUUUUCUCAUCCCCAAACUACAAUUUUUUUCUCUAAACUCUAAACAUGACCUUAAAUUAAAAAAAAAUACAAAGCUAAAAUGUGAUGUGUUUGGCUAACAAUUUUAAAAGCAAUCAAUUAUAUUUAUUAAUUUUACUUUUAAAAGGGGGAAAAUACAUUAUAAGUUUUGUGACCUACUACCUAGAACUUGUGCCUAUUUUAACUUAACCCUUUCGUUACUGCUGGGUUUUUGGGCAUCGAUUUUUGAUGACUCAGAAGCAAAAAUCUUUUUUUUUUUUUUUUAAUGAAGAAAUUUUCGGUAUAUUUCAUUCUCUAUCCGAUUCGCUUUUUAACUUCUCAAUAGAUUAACGAAUAAAGAAAUAUAUAGCAUCUAAAUAUGAAGUCGACGUGACGUCCUUGGUAUUUCAGAAAAGUUCUUUGCCUUUUUGUUAUGACGACAAUGUCAUGUCCUUAAUAAUUGAAAGUGAGUGAUCGUGACGGCGCGUUGAUGUCAUCAGUAGUGAAGUGGUUAAAGACCUCAAACUAUUUAGGCAUACUCUACGUGACACACCCCCCACCACCACGAGUGAUGUUACUUAUGGAUGGCCCCUAAAUAGAAGUCCUUAGUAAUAGCAAUAAAAGUAUUAGGCCUACUAUGAUUAUGACAUGCCUUUAUAAACUACAGUAGAACCCGGUUAAGUGGACCCCCUCGGGGUUUGCCAAAAAACGUCAUGAUAACCGAUGAUCGAGAUAAUCGAAAACCAAUAUGGCGGCAAUAUAUUAACUUGGGCUUGAAAUUUCUUUAUGUACACCAUGUGCGUUUAUAAAUGAGAUGGAUGUGCACAUGUAUUUUGGAGAUUUUUAUUAUGCAACAGCGUUACCGCGAUUUGUUUGAUAAAGCAUUGGGCAUGCUAUAAAAAUGUACAUAGCUGUUUGCUAACAACACAAGGGAUAUGUAGGGUGCCAUUUUUCCGGAUUAUACCGGAAUUCAGGAUUCGUGAGGCUAAAUAUUUUUCAGCUCCGGAUUCGCAAGUUUUUAUUUUCUCUUGCUCCGGGUUCGCCUGUUCAGUUUAUUCAAAUACAGAUUCUAGGUUUUAAAAAAAAAUCGACCUGUAAGAACUCCUGAAAGCCUAUUAAGUAUUAAUCGACAAGCAGGUUCUAUAAAUAGAACAGCUAACCCGAACCCUCUCUUUUGUUUGCAAGCCUCUCGCUUCUUGCUGUGUCAAGCUUAUUGCGCAGACGAUGUUGUCAUUUCAUUUCAAAUACUACAGUAUAAAGUACGCACGUUUCUGUUGUAUAUAAUUUUCAAAAGCCCGUGAUUGGUCAUGGAGAUCGAGAUAACCGAGGUUAAGUGGCAAAUUUGGCCGCCAUUUGUACUCGAGAUAUCAGGGUUCAGCGACAUAAAAAAUCGACAUAACUGAGGAGAAAAUGCUAAGACAAAGAGAGAAUUAGGCGGUUCCACUUCAAAAACAUUGACAUAACAGGGUUGUUGAGUUAACUGAGGUCGAGAUAAACGGGUUCGACUGUACUAUAUUUAUUAUUUAUCUUGGCCUUAUCAGUCAGUAUUAUUUAGAAAUAAGAAAACAAGUGCGUUUAAAAUUUUAUUUUUGUGGUUGUAAUGAGUAGGCCUACUGAAACUCACUUGUGUGAUGGGAGAAAUUUAAAAUAUUUUUUAUUAAAUAACUUUUAAAGGCCAAAAUAUAAUUUCAAUGUGCUGCAAGAGUCAUCAGGUUUCAAGUAAAUUGUUUGAAAAUACUCUAUAAACUAAAUUAAAUAUUUGCCAUAUUUAAAAAGUCCUUUCAUUGUCAAAAUAAAUUACUGGUCGGACUUUAAGUCCGUUUAAUUUUUUUUUAUUUCUGACUGAGGUUAGUGAGUACAAGGUCAAAAUAAGAGGAAAAUGUUCAGAAAUGUAAAAAUGAAAUGUUGCAAUAUUGUAAAUAAUAUAAUUAAUUUUUUAAAUUGAAAUAUUAUAAAUAUUCAAAUUUAAGAAGAAUAUAUGUUUUAAGUUUUAUUUGCUAUUACAUGAUAAAUUGGUUCAAAUUAUUGUGUUAUUAUUAUUAAUAACGGUAAUAAUGUUUGUUCUUUUAUAUGAGCAUGUCUUCCAAUCUAUUCAAAACUAUUCUUACAUUUAGACAGCGUCUCGGGACUACAAUCCACCCAGAUAGUGCAACAGAAGUUGCAAGUACUCGUGAGCAGCUUCAGAAUGAGGCACAAGGUAGCCAGCGGCCAAAUCAGAGACGAGCAAAUCAUCGCAACGACGGACAACUUACAUGUCCAAUAUGUUUAGGAUCUGCCUCUUUUGCGGUGGAAACCAAUUGUGGACAUGUAUAUUGCGGUAAUAAUUGACAUUACAUUUUUGCGGGUAGCAUAAUAUGAAAAAUAUAAGAAACAAGUGAUAAAAAGUUUAAAUUAUUUAUUAUUAUGAGACCUUACACUUACAAUACUUACAUGAUAGAUAUGAUUUAAAAAAAAAAAAAUGUAAAGUGCUUACCAUUUCAGGCCAUUGUUUUAUCAUGUAUUGGGAGCACCAAACAUGGAUGGGUGCUGUCCGCUGUCCAUCAUGUCGUACUCAAGUAAGUGUUUUUCUAUACAUUAUUAAGGGAAGAUAAUUUAUCUAGGUUGUUUUUUUUCAUUAACAUUGGACGUAUGAGAGAGGCAAAGCAAAUGUAUCCAUUUAAUUUUCUCACACAUUGCAAAGUCUACAAACCUUUGUUUUAUGUCUGUAAGAAAUGAAAGGGAAAUUCUUUUAAAUGAAAAUUUAUGAAGUUUUACAAAGUUAAGAUUUGAAAACAUAUUUAAAGUAAAUAAAUGUGAAUGGUCACUUUGCAGGUCUCCUUACUGCUGUUAAAUUUCACAUCACAAGAACACGCACUUGAGACUGAUGAGAGGCUUCAAGUCAUUGAUAAAGUAAACCAAUAUAACAGAAGAUUUUCUGGAGAACCUAGAACUGUAAGUCAAAGAGAUGAUAACACAUGAUGCUUAUUGUAAGUCGCAGACAUGAUAUAUGAUGGUUAUAACUGUAAGUCACAGACAUGAUACAUGAGGCUUAUAACUGUAAGUCACAGACAUGAUACAUGAUGCUUAUAACUGUAAGUCACAGACAUGAUACAUGAUGCUUAUAACUGUAAGUCACAGACAUGAUACAUGAGGCUUAUAACUGUAAGUCACACAGAUGAUAAAACAUGAUGAGUUAAACAUUUUCAUUUUUUAUAUGACCUUUCCCCAAACCAACACUGUGGACAGUAACAAGACCUUCCCCAAGCCGACAAACUGUGGACAGUAACAAGACCUUCCCCAGUCCACAAACUGUGGACAGUAACAAGACAUCAAUGAAAAAAUAGAAAUCUAUGUUUAAGUUGCCAAUUUUUUAUUCUACUCUUUGUCUUAGUUAUUGACUCCAGAAAUUUCAUCCCUGUUCCUGGCAUUUUGAGAUCUUUUUUUAGUUUUCUGCUUCCCAUUUUUUGGCAGUCAUUUCUUAUUUCCUCUCUCUCUUUCGUACCGUCCCAAUGUAUAGAAGUUUUAUCUUUUAAUUUGGUGUGGCAAAAGAACACGUGCCUCGCCAUGUGCAUUGUUUCUAAAGAACUGAAAGUGAGUUUACGUCCCACCUUUAUUAAUACCCGUAGUGGCAGUUUCCUCUCUGUAACACAUGCUAUUUUAUUAUUGUUGUAGCAUGGUUAACUAAUACUCCGAUUGUCUCGGAUGCCGCUAUCACUUGCGUAAUGUAAUUAAUUCUCUCACUCCUCAAACUUAACUUGACUGUCCUGUCACACAAUGAGGAUUCAACGUCCAUUAAUUAAUUUUCACAGUACUUUAUUAAAUUCUAUAACCACAUUAAAUAAUAUGCCUUGCUAGGCAGAUAUCUUGAAACAAUUCCAGGAUGCAAUCAUUAUACACUUGUACAAUAUUCCAUAUUCCAUAUCACAAUUUGAAUCGCAAUACUACAAUACUUCAAUAAUUCACAUGAUAGAAAAAAACAUGUCUUCUCUCUGUCAGACAACUGGUGUACUACCUUGUUUAACUAAAGCAUGCAGUUCACUUACGCUACAAAAAUAUAGUUCCUCCUCUUUUCUCGUGAAAUACGAGGUAUUACAACUCAAUGCUCAAAUUACUACACCAUCCUGACAUAAUAGUGUUGUGUGCAAAAUUACAGACAACUUGGUCUGUUACACUUUCAUACAUGUACAAACAAUAGUUUUCACUUGUCAUGUUAAAGCCAUUGCAUGCAGAUGAAAGUUUUCUUGCCACAGAAGGUACCAAAAGUGUCAUUCUUCAGGCUUAGAAAAGGCUCAUUAUUUUGGCAUAAACAGUCUACCACAUUUAGCUAAUCAGAUUGUAGCAGUUUUUAUGUCAUCUAAUACAACAUUUCCAAAAUGUAUAAGUUUGUGCUGAUCCGUGGACCAGUUUUAACUUUUCACCACCAGAUUUAUUAAUUAUUUCUUCUUUUUAUUUGACGAUAAAUAUUCAUAUUGUGCAGACCCGCAACAUAAGGCUGGUGGACUGAUUCCGAUCUGACGACCACCAUUUAAGGAAUGCUGAUCUAAUACAUCCUGUUUAAGUUGAAUGAAAAUUAUUAAAAAAUUAAAUCUAGCCAAUAGAAAAAUAACGCUGCUGAGCCUGUCUACGUGAUAAGACGUUGCCAGCAUCCAACAUUUCUUAUGACUUAGGCGGGCUUGGCAGUAUUAUUUUUUUUUUAUAUGCUAUAUUUAAAAUUGCUAUCUCAUUGUGUAAAACAAAUAAUCCAGCAGUCUUUUGAACUGUUCAUCUUGAGAGAGACUGGUGGUCUAACUAAAUCAUAUUGAGAUAGAAGUCCAAAUCUUUUUUUAUAAUAAUAUUUUCAUCUCACUGUUGGUUACCAUUCAAAAUGGCUUUUAUAAAAAAAAUUUCUUCUUUUUUUUCUUUUUUUUAAAUUAAUUAUUUUUAACAAAAUUUUGUUAUUAAAAUUUUACAGUCUUUCCAUUUCUACCCGUUUUUCAGAUACAAGAGUACUUGCAAGACCUUCCUACUUUACUGAGGCAUGCAUUUCAGGAGUUCUUCAGUGUUGGUGGAUUAAUGUGGAUGUUCCGAUUCCGUAUUGUAAUUCUGGUUAUUGCUGCCUUUAUCUAUUUGGUGUCUCCAUUGGACAUUUUACCAGAGGGUGCUUUUGGCCUGAUAGGAUUUCUAGAUGACAUUUUCAUCCUUCUGUUUAUAGCAGUUUAUAUUAGUAUAAUCUAUAGACAGGUCGUCGCGGGACGAGGGGGAUGAUGAUGGCCCUCUAGAGAGCUAGUAACUUAUUCAUGUAAAACGUAUACCUUCAUAUUGACACGUAUACCUACAUAUUCUAAGCUUUAUGGGGAAAGUUUCCAUUCAACAUUUGUACAAAAUUUAUUUCAUUAAAGGAUAAGAAUAAACGAUAAUUUUUUUUGUCUUUGUUACAAAAAUUAUUAUUUUAGUAUAUUAGACACUAGUUUAUUCCCCAUAAAGCAAAUGGCCUUUAUCAGUUAAUUUUUUUAGCUUUGUCACAAAUUAAUCAGACAGGACUUGGAAGCACUUCUUGAUUGGCAUUAGCUGCAUUGUUACAAAUGAUGAGUGAUUCUUGUAAAGGAAUGUGUCAAAAGUUGGCCACCCAAUGACAUUUUAUUGCCGGUACACAAAUUAGUUGUCAGUUUUUACAAUGCGUUUUCUCAAAAGAAUUUCGCUGGACUACAUUUUAAUUUCUGGUGCUUAUAAAAUUUAAUGAAACUUAAAAUAAGUUGGUGACCUUCGUGACGCCACCGACCGCAAUAUUAGACUUCAAAGCAGAUAUUUAAAUCACCCAUAACAGCUGUCCACACCCGGUAACACACAUUUUAUUGAUACACGUAUAUAUUAUAUAUUCAUAUAAUUAUAUAAUAUACAUUUAUAAAAAAAAAACAUGCUGUCUAAUAAUGUGUCAAUAAAUAUGUCAUGUUUGCAUGAUUGAAUACUGCAUAUGGAGUAGCUGAACUCUUUCUUUAUUGUAGUCUUGUUGGUGCAUCAUUUAUUCCAUUUUUAAUAUUUUUAUUUUUCAAUUAAAAUUUAGUCACAAUUUUAUUUAAGAUAACAUAAGAUACGAUGUUUUUAUUUCAAAUUUAUUUUAAACUUUGCUCAUAGAUUUAUUUCAAAUUUAAUUGGCAAUUAUUAUUAUUUUUUAUAAAAUUAAAUGUUAAAGAAUUUUUAAAUCUCAUAAAAGUAUUUAAAACUUAGUUUUAAAAAUGAUUUGACACUUAAUUUGUGGUAAUUUAAGAUUUUUGUUUGUUUUUUUUUACAUUUCAAAGUUCAAAUAUUAUUUGUCAGUGUUAUUUUGAAAUAAGGUGUCGAAAACAAAAGUAAUCCCGCUAAGAGGAUACAUUUCUUUUAGAGCACGCCAAAGAAGAUCUACUUGAAGGAGCUGCCCAAUGGUUUAAGGAAGACGACUGGCCAUUUCAGUGCCUUCAAAGUUUGACAUGCAGUCAGUUGUAACAUUAAUAAUUAUUUCAGUUUUGAUGUUUUUAAAUAACUUACCUUCUUUCUUUUUCUUAAUAUAAUGCUUAUGCCACAGACUCUAUGUUGACAUCUUCAAGUGCUACUACUACUUCUUCUAUAGACUUAAACUCUAUGUUGACAUCUUCAAGUGCUACUACUACUUCUUCUAUAGACUUAAACUCUAUGUUGACAUCUUCAAGUGCUACUACUACUUCUUCUAUAGACUUAAACUCUAUUUUGACAUCUUCAAGUGCUACUACUACUUCUAUAGACUUAAACUCUAUGUUGACAUCUUCAAGUGCUACUACUACUUCUUCUAUAGACUUAAACUCUAUGUUGACAUCUUCAAGUGCUACUACUACUUCUUCUAUAGACUUAAACUCUAUGUUGACAUCUUCAAGUACCAUUACUACUACUGCUACUAGGCUAAAAAUCUAUGUUCAAGUUGGCACUAACUUGGCAUCAAAUGCUUUCUUUCAAAUGUUGUCAUUAUUUCUUCCUAUAAAAGCUCUUAUUUUUAUGGUUAUGUAAAUCCUUUGAUCAAUUUACAAAAGUGAACUUUAAUCCACAAAGGUUUUUCCUGUUAUUUCAUGUAUAAUUUAUGCAUAUGAAUGAAUAAAAAUAAAUGUAUU
Messenger RNA from Lymnaea stagnalis (great pond snail), 7628 nucleotides. NCBI's taxonomy places the organism in Eukaryota, Metazoa, Mollusca, Gastropoda, Lymnaeidae. The record is from the annotation of a GenBank genome assembly.